AUGGCAAGAAAGUCUAUUGUAGAAAUCAGAAAUUCUGAUGUUAGAUUAAAAACACGAAGUUCACAAUAUGGAGUAAGAGAUAGCACCGGUCGUAAAUUUAUUGGUUCCCAGAGAACUAGUUUGAUGCAAACCAGGAAUAGAAAAAGACAGAAGCGAUUAUUCGAGUACAAUAUCCCAACUACUUCAAGUCCGCCGAUUCGCAAGAGGAAUCAAAAUGGUACAGUAAUUAACCUAAAAGAUGACCCUAUAACAAUCGAUGAAGAAAAUAGCGAUAUGGAAAGCAAAGAGAAAGAUGAUGUAGAUGAUGAUUUGGAAGUCCUGGAGAUCGAUACAUUUCCAGCUGAAACUGAAGAUGAACGAAUUGAAAUAUUAGAUGACUGCAUACCUUUAACAACGGUAGAUAAUAGGAACGAAGAAACAAUUAAUUCAAUAGAGAAUAAAGAUGAUGUUUCCAAUGACGAAGAUAUCAUUACAUGUCCCAUUUGUAAUCAUGACUUAUCAAACUUUGAACUAUACGAAAAAGAAGCCCAUUGUGAGUCAUGCCUAGAAAGAUUAAAUGAAAAUGAGGUUCCCCUUGAAAGAAGUAAAAUAAAAUGUUCCUCGACGAUAAUCGAGUCUGGAGGACAGAUUGAUCAAGCAACAUCGACCAUCAGCUCUACACAGGCGAUUCAUAUGAAAAGUACAUCUAAACCUAAACAGUCUGGAACUUCCAAGAAAAAGAGUCCACCAAAGCCAAAAAAACAAUUGCCAAGAAUAAAGAUAUUAAAAUUUAACGAUGGUUAUAAGAUUGUAGUUGAUGGUUUUAAUUUUGCUCCUGAUGAAGAUAUAUCGAAAUAUUUCCUGUCACAUUUCCACUCGGAUCAUUAUAUAGGUUUAAAGAAAUCGUGGGAACAAGGUGAAGUUUAUUGCUCAGAAAUAACCAGUAGGUUAUUACAAUACAAAUUUAAAUUUCCUGAGGAAAAGAUAAAUAUUUUAAUUAAUAAUGAGCGAACAUGGAUUACUGAUACGAUAUCUGUUAUUGCAUUUGAUGCGAAUCAUUGUCCAGGCGCACAGAUAUAUUUAUUUCAAGAAUAUGAAAGUAAGACAGAUCUGAAGAUACCUAUAAAGCAGAUCAUUCAUACGGGAGAUUUUAGAAGUACUGACAGCAUAAUUGAAGGGUUUUCUAACGAAUAUCCAAUUGAUUCUAUUUACUUGGAUACAACAUACCUCUCACAUACCAAUGAUUUUUCAUUACAAAAUGAAAUAGUUAAAAAGACUAGUAACUAUGUUAAGGUAUAUUUUAAAAAAAAGGAUGAAAAUUGUGCAAAACAUCGAAAUUUUAGCGUAGUACCUAUUCCAACAAAAAAAUUAGUGCUAGUUGGAGCAUAUGCUAUAGGGAAAGAGAAAUUGGCAAUAAAUAUAGCAACCCAACUGGGUUGUAAGUGCUUUGUGUAUAACAAAGAAUUAAGAUCCCAUUACAUGGACUGUGGUGAUCAAACCAUUGAUUCUAGUAUAAAUGUACAUUUGGUGCCACUUGGUAUGUUAAAAAGUGAAGAAACGAUUUCAAAGUAUCUUAAAGAAGUUGUCAAAGUUAAAUGGCUUGAUGUAAUGGUUGUGGGGGUGGUACCAACUGGUUGGACUUAUGGUAAUAUGUGGGAGAGUCGGAAUUUAACCUUAUCUAAAAUGGAAAAAAUUUCAGUUUCGAAAGCAGCUUGGGAAAAUAAGAAUAAAGAUUUACUUCCUGAAAAUUGGUUUGUAAAACAAGUGAAUGCAAAUAAGAAAUUUCAAAUAUUCAAAGUACCUUAUUCAGAACAUUCAAGUUUUUCUGAAUUAAUAAGGUUUGCGACUAGUGGUAAGUUUAAAUGGAAGGAAAUUCUCGCUACUGUAAAUUUAGAAAACCUAGACCGUGCUAGGGAUAUGAUAGAGUGGUUUGACGUUUGGAAUGCUAUUAAUAACAAGAAAUUUGAAGAUGAAAUGCAAUAA
This is a messenger RNA of Maudiozyma barnettii, 1962 nucleotides long. RefSeq names its product DNA cross-link repair protein PSO2 (gene PSO2). The coding region runs from base 1 to 1962 and encodes 653 amino acids. The record is from RefSeq and is a predicted model, not a curated record. Lineage: Eukaryota; Fungi; Ascomycota; Saccharomycetes; Saccharomycetales; Saccharomycetaceae. The transcript has a single exon. Gene Ontology annotation, biological process: protection from non-homologous end joining at telomere; interstrand cross-link repair; double-strand break repair via nonhomologous end joining. Gene Ontology annotation, molecular function: damaged DNA binding; 5'-3' DNA exonuclease activity.